Molecule: messenger RNA, 915 nt
Organism: Sorghum bicolor (sorghum)
Lineage: Eukaryota; Viridiplantae; Streptophyta; Magnoliopsida; Poales; Poaceae
Product: ubiquitin-40S ribosomal protein S27a
Exons: 1
Coding region: 208-675 (155 amino acids)
Biological process (GO): translation; protein ubiquitination; modification-dependent protein catabolic process
Cellular component (GO): cytoplasm; nucleus; ribosome
Molecular function (GO): ubiquitin protein ligase binding; structural constituent of ribosome; protein tag activity
Source: RefSeq, a predicted model, not a curated record
CGUAGGCCCAUAUAUGCCGUCCGAUCCAAAUCGUUUUGGAUCCAACGGGAGAGAGCUCCCCAUCCGAGCUAUAAAAGAAUCAUCUCUCUCUCCUCCUAAACCCUAGUCGCCGCCCACACACACAUCCCCCACCAUCCCCGCCGCCGCAGGCGAGAAACCUCAGGUAAGGGCGGGCGGCAGCCGCCGGAGCCGGGCGCGCCUGCCAAGAUGCAGAUCUUCGUGAAGACCCUGACGGGGAAGACCAUCACGCUGGAGGUGGAGUCCUCGGACACCAUCGACAACGUGAAGGCCAAGAUCCAGGACAAGGAGGGCAUCCCGCCGGACCAGCAGCGGCUCAUCUUCGCGGGGAAGCAGCUGGAGGAUGGGCGCACCCUGGCCGACUACAACAUCCAGAAGGAGUCGACGCUGCACCUGGUGCUCCGCCUGAGGGGAGGCGCCAAGAAGCGCAAGAAGAAGACGUACACCAAGCCCAAGAAGAUCAAGCACAAGCACAAGAAGGUGAAGCUCGCCGUGCUCCAGUUCUACAAGGUGGACGACGCCACCGGCAAGGUCACCCGCCUCCGCAAGGAGUGCCCCAACGCCGAGUGCGGCGCCGGGGUCUUCAUGGCCAACCACUUCGACCGCCACUACUGCGGUAAGUGCGGCCUCACCUACGUCUACAACCAGCAGGCGUAGAGGAGAAAGAAGGGAAAUGGAAAGUCUUGCUAGGUGAUGAUAAUCUUCUUUUUUUCGUUUUGUUUUGUCGCGUGUUAGUAGUUUUGUUGGAAUUGGAACAGAACACCUGCUGCAUCUCUCUCUUAUGGCGAGGAUGCCAACUUUUGUUUUGAUCAUAUCAUGUCGUUAUGGGUCCUGUCAAGCACUCACUGUUGAAUUCGAGUUAUGUUUGGGUUAAUCUUAUACUAUGUUUUCAUUUCA